GGGCGCCGGCCGCGAUGCUGGCGGAGGGCGCGGCGGAGGAGUUCGAGGGGAAGGACGAGGAGCCGUGGUACGACCCCCGGGACCUCCAGCGAGAUCUCCAACUUGCUGCUGAGCUUGGGAAGACAUUGCUGGAUCGGAACACAGAAUUGGAGAAUUCUCUUCAGCAGAUGUACACAACCAAUCAGGAGCAGUUACAGGAAAUUGAGUAUCUGACCAAGCAAGUGGAUCUUCUCCGACAGAUGAAUGAACAGCAUGCAAAAGUUUAUGAGCAAUUAGAUGUCACAGCAAGAGAACUGGAAGAAACAAAUCAAAAGCUAGUUGUUGAAAGCAAGGCUUCACAGCAAAAAAUUCUGAGUCUGACCGAAACAAUCGAAUGCCUACAAACCAACGUUGAUCACCUCCAGAGCCAAGUGGAGGAGCUGAAGUCAUCUAGCCAAGGGAGAAGGAGCCAGGGGAAGUGUGAACAGGAGAAAUCGGCGCCCAGCUUCUCCUGUCCGAAAGAGCUGUAUGACCUCCGCCAACACUUUGUGUAUGAUCAUGUGUUUGCAGAGAAGAUUACUUCCUUGCACAGUCAACAAAGCCCUGAUGAAGAAGAAAAUGAGCAUUUGAAGAAGACAGUGACAAUGUUGCAGGCCCAGCUGAAACUGGAGCGGGAGAAGCGGGUGAAUGUGGAGGAAGAGUAUGGUCUUGUGCUGAGGGAGAACAGCGAACUGGAACAGCAGCUCGGCGCCUCGGACGCCUACCGAGCCCGGGCGCUGGAAUUAGAGGCAGAGGUGGCAGAGCUGCGGCAGGUACUGCAGUCAGAACACCCUUUUGUGAAUGGGGUUGAGAAGCUGGUGCCAGACUCUCUGUUUGUCCCUUUCAAAGAGCCCGGCCAGAGCCUGCUGGAGGAGCUAUUUCUGCCUAUGCCCGAAGUACAUAGAAAGCCUCUCAAGCGCAGCAGUAGUGAGACGGUGCUGAGCAGCUUGGCAGGGGGCGACAUCGUGAAGGGCCACGAGGAGACCUGCAUCCGCAGGGCCAAGGCUGUGAAGCAGAGGGGCAUCUCCCUUUUGCAUGAAGUGGACACUCAAUACAGCGCCCUGAAGGUGAAGUAUGAAGAGCUGCUGAGGAAGUGCCAGAAGGAAGAGGACUCCCUGUCCCACAAGGCUGUGCAGACCUCCAGGGUGUCUGCCAAAGACCUGGCUGGGGCAAACACCCAGCCUGAACCUGGUGCCGGCAGCUGGGAACCAGCCCCUGUCACCCCAGAGUCCAUCGGUUCCCCUACUGCCACAUCACCUCCUGAAUACAAAGCGCUUUUUCAGGAGAUCUUUAGUUGUAUUAAGAAAACUAAGCAGGAAAUAGAUGAACAGAGAACAAAAUACCCAUCUCUCUCCUCUUAUUCCUAACUGAACUUCCAGCUCUGCUACUACCGUCCUUCUUUCCUGUCACCUCAAGUGUUCGUAGAUCCCAGAGCCUGACGUUGCUCAUGACAUUGCCUCAUUAUCUUGCUUAUGUAGCAAAUGCGUACAGCCAGGGAAGAACAACUGAUGUCAGUUCCCUAUAAUCCAGUUCCUUCUAAGCACCUCAGGAAAUAGACAAACUGGCCUCUGGCUGGCGCACUGAGGAGACUGAUUCCUUGAAAAGCCCCAGAAGCAGUGGAGGGAAGACCUAAGCCCCCGGAGAAGCAGGCCUGGAGUUAUCAUGGUAUAUAGUAUUACACGUAAGGUGUACGUGUGUAGGGGGACAGGACAGAGCUGAGACGAAGCUAAGGCCAUUCCUACUGCCUCUUUGCUUAACUUCUCAAAACUAUACAAAAAUCAGACUACUGCCAAACUGAAAUAUCUUUCGCAAACACUGUUGGAUACUGUGAAUUCAUUAUGAAGAAUGUUCAGGAGAAAGCAGGGGUCUAAUCCAAAAUAGAUGGGAUUAGCAAAAACUCCAGGCCUUUGGGUUUUACAUCUGCUACCAGUUGAUCUGUGACUGAGAGUAACCCUAGUACUUUGGCAAGCACUGGUUCGACCAAAGGUACCAUGUUCGCCUAUGCCCUAGAGGUCCUCCACCCCCACAUUCUGAGGUUUUUAUUUAGAACUACGGUGGCUAGGAAGGGCAUAUAUAUAAAUCAUUCCUUUCUUAAAUUCAAGCUAAAGGACAAGAUAAGACCCUUGGCUCCUGCUGUGCUGUCUGAGAUGAUUAGCCCAUCAACCACAAGCUGUUCUUGCUCGGCUCCUAUCAUUCUGUAAAUGUUUUUGACUUGCUGCAGAAAUUCCUCUCUGCUGCUUUAUUACAGUAUUGAUGUUCUGACUCUGGAAAUAUACUUGUCCAUUCACUUGCAUACUUUUAAUUUAAAACUAUUUAAGAGAACUGAGGUUCCAGUUAUUGUAUAUAUUUUUCUAAAAACCAAAUAAAACUACCUAUGAAAAUGAACAAAUGGAUUUAGUGCUUGUUAUUUUAAGCUUAAGUCAUUUCACUAUUGUAACCAACUACCCACAUUUCCAACAAAUAACUAGGAAAAUUUGAUUGUUG
This is a messenger RNA of Talpa occidentalis (Iberian mole), 2502 nucleotides long. It is a transcript of the gene CDR2, whose product is annotated as cerebellar degeneration related protein 2. The transcript is spliced from 5 exons. The record is from RefSeq and is a predicted model, not a curated record. Lineage: Eukaryota; Metazoa; Chordata; Mammalia; Eulipotyphla; Talpidae. The coding region runs from base 15 to 1385 and encodes 456 amino acids.